GGUUCAGCCAUGGUCAACCCCACUGUGUUCUUCGACAUCGCCGCCGACGGCGAACCCUUGGGCCGCGUCUGCUUCGAGCUGUUUGCAGAUAAAGUUCCCAAGACGGCAGAGAACUUCCGCGCUCUGAGCACUGGGGAGAAGGGAUUCGGUUACAAAGGUUCCUGCUUUCACAGGAUUAUUCCUGGGUUUAUGUGCCAGGGUGGGGACUUCACACGCCAUAAUGGGACUGGUGGCAAGUCCAUCUAUGGGGAGAAAUUUGACGAUGAGAACUUCAUCCUGACGCAUACGGGCCCUGGCAUCCUGUCCAUGGCAAACGCUGGACCCAAUACAAAUGGUUCCCAGUUUUUUAUCUGCACUGCUAAGACUGAAUGGUUGGAUGGCAAACAUGUGGUCUUCGGCAAGGUGAAAGAAGGGAUGAACAUUGUGGAAGCCAUGGAGCGUUUUGGGUCCCGGAAUGGCAAGACCAGCAAGAAAAUCACCAUUGCUGACUGUGGGCAACUCUAG
Chrysochloris asiatica (Cape golden mole) is the source of this 504-nucleotide messenger RNA. RefSeq names its product peptidyl-prolyl cis-trans isomerase A-like. The record is from RefSeq and is a predicted model, not a curated record. Gene Ontology annotation, biological process: protein folding; protein peptidyl-prolyl isomerization. Lineage: Eukaryota; Metazoa; Chordata; Mammalia; Afrosoricida; Chrysochloridae. Gene Ontology annotation, molecular function: peptidyl-prolyl cis-trans isomerase activity. The transcript is spliced from 5 exons. Bases 10 to 504 code for a protein of 164 amino acids.